AUGACGAAUAGAGUUUUGUGCAAGUACUUCGUUAAUGGAGCAUGCAGUAGAGGGGACAGUUGUCCCUUUUCCCACAAUUGGAAAGACAAACCUAACAUGGUGCGGCCUCUGCGUGUGUGUUCUACCAGCGUGGCGUCUGCUCCUACGGCGAUCGCUGCCGCUACGACCAUGUCAAGCCCAAACCCUCCUCCGCUACCGCCGUUCCUGCUCCACCACCCGCCACUGUCCCACCCACACAACCGAGUUUUGCACCCAGUCUCCCCUCUGUUUCCCCCGCCCGCGCUGCUGGUGCGUCCGCACUUCCCUCUGCUUCCCCCUCACGUCCCACUGCUGCCCCGCUUGCUGCCGCCACUACCACUAGCAGCAGCAGCAGCAGCAGCAGCAGCAGCAGCAGCAGCAGCAGCAGCAGCAGCAGCAGCAGCAGCAGCAGCAGCGCCAGCAGAGGUGUCAGCAGCAGCAGUGGGAGCACUCUACGCCCACCCCUCUUCCGCUGCAGCCGCCAUGCCCCAAUACGACCCUGCUCUCUCCCCCGAGGCAAUAUUCGAGCGAGAUGCGUCGGGGAGCUCAUUGGACGGUCCAGAUUGGCUGCCGCGAUCUGCGAGCGAUCUGUUCGACGAGGGGCUUCCUGUGAUGCGCAUGAGUAGCGGUGGAGGGAGUGGGGUGAACCAGAGAGGAAAUGCAGCUGUAUUGGGGUUUGUAGAGAGAGAACAAGGGGGAAUAACAGGGCCCGAGGGUGGGGGAAUGCGCAUGGGUGGGACAGAUCAAGUGGGGGGAGAGCUGGGUUCUGUGUUGCAAGGGCCGCAGCAGAGUGUGUGGGUGGAGAAGGACUCGUUAGUGAGUGAUUCGCUAGUGAGUGACCCGUUUGGGGAGGAGGAGCUGGGGUUUGAGUGUGAGGUCGAGGAGGAGGAGCCGCAGCAGCAGGGCGUGUGGGCAGCGGAGGGGGGAGCGGGGUUUGCGAGUGAGGAGGAGUUUGAGGACUUUGUGAGAGAGGCGAGUGACUUCUCUGCUCAGGCAGCUGCUCUGAGAAUAGGGCUUAUCGCUCUCAUGGAUGAGGAGAGUCCUGGCAAGCCUUCUGCUGCUGGGCGGUUCCCUGUUGAUUACUCUGCUGGUUACGACGAUCCUGGUGGUUAUGCUGCUGCCUAUGCUGGUUACAGUGGCUAUCGCGGGAAUGGUGGGUAUGGUGGUUACAGUGCAAACGCUGCCGAUGCUGCUAAUGGUGGUAGUGUCCCUGCGUUGUCAGGCAACAACAGCAGUGGUGGUGGCAGCAACAGCAGCGGGUACAGUGCCUCUUUGGCUGACAGGCUUGACAAACCUGACAUGCCGCUCUGCACGCUGCCUCGAGUGGAGGCUGCUUCAGGCGCCUGCUGUGCCCGCGGCCCCUCCUGCCCCUUCCCCCACGGGGACCUCUGCCCCCACUGCGGCCGCUACUGCCUGCACCCUGCUCGACCCACGGUGAGUGUCUUUCUGUGCCGUUGUGCCCAACCUCCCCCUGUUCUCCUGCCCGCACUGCAUUGCAUUUCGUGCGAAUCUCUCCCUCCCCUCCCUCCCCUCCCUUCCCCCACCCACCCCCUUACCCUCCCCCCACGGGGACCUCUGCGCCCACUGCGCCGCUACAGCCUGCACCCUGCUCGUCCCACAGUAAGCGACUUUCUGUGUCAACCUGCUGACAUGCCACUCUUGCCUCUCGUCUUUCUUUUCAUCGUCCCCACUCCCAUCCCUCGCCCCGCCUCUUUCCUAACGGCCUGCCUUCCUGCCCGCUCCAGCACACCACAGGAGCGGGAGGAGCAUAUGACUGAUCCCAUUGUCCACUCCUCCCAACAACCCAUCCACCCACCCACCCGCACACUACAGGAGCGGGAGGAGCAUGUGAAAGAGUGCAUGCGGCUGCAGAGAAAAGUGCAAGCCUUAAAGCUGAGCUCAGAGAUUGAGUGCAGCGUGUGCCUGGAGCGCGUGCUGGGGAAGGCCCGGCCUGCCGAUCGCAAGUUUGGCAUUCUCUCCCACUGCGACCACCCGUUCUGUGUUGCGUGCAUCCGCAACUGGCGGGCUGCUGGGCAGGAGAGUGGCGAGUCCGUCCCGUUAGACCUGGACAACGCAGUGAGGGCAUGCCCCGUGUGCCGCGUGCGAUCGCACUUUGUCACGCCCAGUGUGGUGUGGUUUUUCAGCGACGAGGAGAAGCAGGCUAUUAUCGAGGGAUACAAGCGGAAGCUCAAGAGCACUGACUGUCGCUACUUCAAGUACGGCAACGGCCAGUGCCCCUUCGGCACCAGCUGUUUCUACAAGCCCGACCACCAUGCACUCCCAGCCCGCAUAUCAGGACGGGCGGCCGGAGGAGGAGAAAUUGCUGAUGAAGCGCCUGAAAAGUACCUAUUUUUCCCUCCUCCACCCCCCAAACCUCUCCCUCCCUCCCACCACCUCGCACUUGCAGCACGCAUAUCGGGACGGGCGGUUGGAGGAGGUGAAAUUGCGGCACCUGUCUUCUGCUGA
Messenger RNA from Closterium sp. NIES-65, 2484 nucleotides. NCBI's taxonomy places the organism in Eukaryota, Viridiplantae, Streptophyta, Zygnematophyceae, Desmidiales, Closteriaceae. The record is from the annotation of a GenBank genome assembly.